Molecule: messenger RNA, 4394 nt
Organism: Cyprinus carpio (common carp)
Lineage: Eukaryota; Metazoa; Chordata; Actinopteri; Cypriniformes; Cyprinidae
Gene: dync1i1b
Product: dynein, cytoplasmic 1, intermediate chain 1
Exons: 18
Coding region: 189-2132 (647 amino acids)
Biological process (GO): transport along microtubule
Cellular component (GO): cytoplasmic dynein complex
Molecular function (GO): dynein light chain binding; dynein heavy chain binding
Source: RefSeq, a predicted model, not a curated record
GCAUUGACCACUUCCGGCUUUGGGUGCUGAUGAGACUGAAGUGAACUGCUGAUGCUUUGUGUAUUCGUUUAGCUGUUGAUGCUCAUGUGUAGAUUUAUAGCCUCUUAUUUCAGUUUUUACGCGAUAAAGCGCAGCAGACUUUGUCCUUGUUGGGUCGAAAUAAAAAAGACGAUUGAACGACACAGAAGAUGGCUGAUAGAAGUGACCUGAAAGCUGAGCUUGAGCGCAAAAAGCAGCGCUUAGCCCAGAUUCGAGAGGAGAAAAAAAGAAAGGAGGAAGAGAGAAAGAAAAAAGAGUCUGAGAUGCUUCAGAGGGCCGAGAAUGUGUCAGAGGACUCGGACCUGGACAGAAAGAGAAGAGAGACAGAGGCGCUCCUGCAGAGCAUUGGAAUUUCACCAGAACCACCUUUAGUGCAGCCACUGCAGCUUUUAACAUGGGAUACCUGUUAUUUUCAUUAUUUAGUCCCAACCCCUAUGUCUCCCUCUUCGCAAUCAGUGAGCCCACCCAGUGAAACUGGAAGUCAGGAGUCCAUAGAUGGAGGAACAGUGGGAAGAUAUCGGACGUUACAGUGGGACACCGACCCCUCAGCUCUUCAACUUCUUGCAGAUUCGGUUCAUGGGUGCAGGAUGCAAAGGCUUGGUGCAUCAAAAAUUGUUCAGAUUGAUUUCAUGCCAAAAGAACAGGUGACAUACUCUAAAGAGACACAGACUCCUGUGGCAUCUGAUCAGCCUGAAGAGGAGGAGGAUGAGGAGCUUUCAGUGACCAAAGCUGAACCUGUGCCACAGCAGCUGGAGGAGGAGAAUGCUCAGGAGGCCGAAGAAGAUCAACCUAGAGAACUGACCAACGAGGAGAAAGAGCAGAUUAUUCAUUCAGAGGAUUUCCUGUUUUUCUUCGACCGAAGCAUCAGUGUAAUGGAGCGUGUGCUGGCCGAGGAUACGGACAUCUUCUUUGACUACAGUGGGCGAGAUAUGGAGGACAAAGAAGGGGACAUGCAAGCCGGAUCAAACUUGUCUUUUAAUCGACAUUUCUAUGAUGAGCAUUGGUCCAAACAUCGAGUCGUCACUUCCUUGGAUUGGUCACCACAGUAUCCUGAAUUGCUAGUGGCCUCAUACAACACUAAUGAGGAUGCACCUCAUGAGCCAGAUGGAGUUGUGCUGGUCUGGAAUAUGAAGUAUAAGAAGACGACCCCUGAAUACAUAUUCCACUGUCAGUCCUCAGUGAUGUCAGUUGGCUUUGCUCAGUUUCAUCCCAACUUGGUGAUUGGCGGCACUUACUCAGGACAGAUAGCACUGUGGGACAACCGAAGUCACAGGAGGACCCCAGUGCAACGGACGCCCUUGUCUGCAACUGCACACACUCAUCCUGUAUACUGUGUGAAUGUGGUCGGAACGCAAAACGCCAAUAACUUGAUCACAGUAUCCACAGAUGGCAAGAUGUGCUCCUGGAGUCUGGACAUGCUCUCGCAGCCUCAGGAGAGUAUGGAGCUUAUCUACAACAAGUCAAAGCCGGUGGCCGUCACUUGUAUGGCCUUCCCUGCAAGUGAUGUGAAUAACUAUGUGGUAGGAAGUGAGGAGGGCACCGUUUACACAGCAUCCCGCCAUGGAAGUAAGGCUGGUAUUGGUGAAAUGUUUGAUGGGCAUCAGGGUCCUGUGACUGGAAUCAGCUGCCAUAACGCUGUGGGUCCAGUCGACUUCUCCCACCUCUUUACCACUUCCUCAUUUGACUGGACGGUCAAACUGUGGUCAACCAAGCAUAACAAGCCCCUGUAUUCCUUUGAAGACAAUGCAGACUAUGUUUAUGAUGUCAUGUGGUCUCCAGUGCAUCCAGCGCUCUUUGCUACAGUGGAUGGCAAUGGUCGUCUGGACCUCUGGAAUCUCAACAACUACACAGAGGUGCCGUCGGCAAGUGUGACAGUGGAGGGAGGAUGUGCCCUGAACCGGGUCAGAUGGGCAUCAGGGGGCAGAGAGGUGGCCGUGGGUGAUUCAGAGGGCUGUGUUUGGAUCUAUGAUGUGGGAGAGCAGUUAGCCGUGUCACAUACAGACGACUGGAGCAAAUUUGCCCGUACGCUCAUGGAGAUUCGUGCAAACCGAGGGGAUGGAGAGGAAGAAGGUGCUUUGGAGCUGCCUGCUUGAGACAUACACACACAGACACAUUUACAUUCAGUGAGAAACACGUAAAGAUACGUCAACACAGAUGCUUGAUAUAAAGUGAGUGAAUCACACAUACACGAUGCUGUGAUCACAGCUAUUUUUCCCCCCUACAAUAGUCUAUCUAUAGCAUGGGUGUCAAUUAGCAAUAACUCCUCUUCCAAUGCUAAUAGUUAAUUCCAGAACACACACACAAGUGAAUGGACUUGAUCUAACAUAUAUCCAGGGCUUGCAGUGACUAUAAAAGAGUGAGCCAGUGUGAUCAAAACAGCUGUGCCUGAAUUACAGCUUAUUUUAUAUAUGUUAAAGUACAAGGUCAUACUGAGAUACACUGACCGUUAUGUAAAACAUUACAGCAAAACCUAUGAAUGUGACUUUCUUUUUCCUUUUAUGUCGUAUGUGUGCAUAAUUUAAUACCAACUGCAGCAUAAAGCAAAUGUAAAGCGUGAGCUUACAAUAAAGGUCAUUGAGUCUCAAAUCGUGUUUUAAUCUUCAUUUAAGCAGUUAUUUGUCCAAAGUGAGGGUGAUAAAAAAAAAAAAGUUUGACUGUCAAUGUCAUAUUUCUCCAUGAUGUUUUCGUGUCAUUAAACCUUUUAUCUUUAAUCACAAUGACAACAGAUUCCUUGUUAUCCAGGUUUUUUUUCCUCCAUCAUCAGCAACUUUCAUGGACGCACGCGGCCGCACGUAGAAGGCGGGAUCCUGUUACCAUGACAAUUACGUCAAUAUUAGUGUCGGGUAACUAAAGGUCAAACUAAAGACAAGCCAGAGACGGAAGGAAACAGGCUCGGAAUGGCGGAGACUAAAGGUUUUUUUUUUUUUGCAGCAAAAGCCGGAGGAAUCACAGUAAUAAACUGGGUUAAUCGCGUUAUCGCUUGAACGGCGGUGCUUUGUCUAAAUUGAACAGGAUAUCCAUAUGUUACGAGGUACUGGCGCGGCGGGAAGGACAGUCCAUGCUAGUUUUCUGUAAAUUGGAGCAAAGCUGUAGAGCAUAGCUACCGUUAGUUAGCCGUGCUGUGUUGUUCCGUGUAGAAGCAGAAUGACUUUUGCUAACUCUCAGUUCAGUAUUAGACACAAACCCAACGGCUGGAUGGCUCUUUAGAUCGCUUUUGUGAGUGUAAAAUGCAGUGCAGCUAAGGCUUGACUGUUUGCUUCCUCUUCACCCAACUUGGUAGCUGAUAGCAACACAAGCUUACUUGGUGCAAGUUCUUCUUAUUAUUACAACUCGUUACGUGCGGUAGAUUGUGCUCGAGACUGUCUCAAAACUGACCGAUUUUCGUAUUCCCAAGCAGAAAAAACAAGGUUGACUCAAUGUCAGUCUACAAAUACGAGUCUUUUUGUUGUUGUUGUUGUUGUUAUUUUGUUUCGCUCAAACUCGGGUCGCACUGGGCUGUUUUUUUACGGUGAUGCUCAUAUGUAGAGACCGCACUUCCAGGUGUUGUUUUAAAUUCAUAACUUUGUGUUGAAGACGGAAAUAGUGUCUUAAUCGACGCAAGCAUAUUUGCAUUAAACGUCUGUGAUUAGAUCGUGUGUCUGUUCAAAUCUGCGAGGUCUUAUUCCUCAUCGCGGUCUCUUUGUCAUUGACGUGAAGGAGAGAGGACCUUUAACUUUCAACUCGGCUUUUGCUGUAUUUUCACUGCUCGGGUGGACUGUAGGGGGCAGCAAACUCACCACAAACAUUUCCGUGGUGUCCAUAUAAGAAUUCACUUAAACUAUACUUAUUUCGCUUGGUUUGUCUGUUUAUUUUCCAUCUUUGUGUGUCGUUUUUAUAUGCUGGUUGUUCAUGCCUGUAAACAUCCCCGACUGGAAGCUGUGCUAUCCGUAAAACAAGCUUUCAGUUGGAUGUUUGCUGCCAUCGUCCGGUUCUUUCGUCUUGAUAUGUGUGUUUAAUUAAACAAUAUUGCGUCCUAAAUGUUGUGUAGCAACUUAAUAAUAACUUAAUAACAACUAUAUGUACAUGUUAACUUGUUUACGCGUGCGCCAUCUGGAUCUCUUGACAUCUGUAAUGUUUUCUGUGCUAAUAUUCCAGUGUAGUCGUUGUAAACAUCCUACACUCAGCUGUAAUCUGCAGACGAGGCUGGGGGGAGGGUGUUUGCUGUGACUGACUGGAGCUCCUCUGGCAUGUAGGACACUUUACUUGAUUGAGAGGAAAAAACACGAAUGCUGAAAGGACAAAAUAAUUAAGCUGUUUUUAUUCUGUUUUACUUCAUUGUGAAUAUCAUUUACCCAAAUAAACACUUUUUAAUAAAA